AUGAAAAGUGAGGAGAAAGAGACUCUCCAGCCCCGGGCUCGGCCGUCUCCAGCCCCCAGUCUCCAGCCACGGGCUCGGCCGUCGCCGGCCACUAGUUUCCGGCCCCCAGUCUACGGCCACCAGUUUCCAGCCCCGGGCUCAGCCGUCUCCGGCUCCCGGCCUCCGGCCCGCCGUCUCCGGCUCCGGGCUCGGCCGUCGCUGGCCCCCAUUCUCCGGCCCCCAGCCUCCGGCCCGCCGGCUCCGGCCCAGGGCUCGGCCGUCUCUGGCCCCCAUUCUCUUGCCCCGUGCUCGGCCGUCGCCGGCCCACAGUAUUUGGCCCCCAGUCUCCGUCUCCGGCCCCCAGUCUCCGGGCUCUCAGUCUCCGGCUCCCAGUCUCCGGCCCUGGGCUCGGCCGUCCCCGGCCUUCAGUUUACGGCCCCCAGUCUCAUGACCCGGGCUCGGCCGUCUCCGGCCCCCAGUCUCCGGGCUCGGCCGUCCCCGGCCCCCAGUCUCGGGCUGCGGGCUCGGCCGUCCCCGGCCCCCAGUCUCCGGCCACGGGCUCAGCCGUCGCCGGCCACCAGUUUCCGGCUCCCAGUCUCCGGCCCCGGGCUCGGGCGUUUCCGGCCCCCAGCCUCUCGCCCCGGGCUCGGCCGUCUCCGGCCCCCAGUCUCCGGGCUCUCAGUCUCCGGCUCCCAGUCUCCGGCCCUGGGCUCGGCUGUCCCCGGCCUUCAGUUUACGGCCCCCAGUCUCAUGACCCGGGCUCGGCCGUCUCUGGCCCCCAGUCUCCUGCCCCGGGCUCGGCCGUCGCCGGCCCACAGUAGCCGGCCCCCAGUCUCCAGACCCGGGCUCGGGCGUCUCCGGCCCCACAGUCUCCGGCCCCUCAGUCUCGGCCAUCUCCGGGCCCCAGUCUCCUGCCCCGGGCACGGCCGUUUCCGGCCCCCAGUCUCCGGCCACCAGUCUCCGGCCACCAUUCUCCGGCCCUGGGCUCGGCCGUCUCCGGCCCCCAGUCUCCGGCCCCUCAGUCUCCAGGCUCUCAGUCUUGGCCGUUUCCGGCCACCAGUCUCCGGCUCCCAGUCUCCGGCCCCGGGCUCGGUCGUUUCCGGCCCCCAGUCUCCGGCCCCGGGCACGGCCGUCUCUGGCCCCCAGUCUCCUGCCCCGGGCUCGGCCGUCGCCGGCCCACAGUAUCUGUCUCCGGCCCCGGGCUCGGCCGUCUCCGGCCCACAUUCUCUGGUCGCGAGCUCGGCCAUCUCCGGCCCCUCAGUAUCCAGGCUCUCCGUCUCGGCCGUCUCCGGCCCCCAGUCUCCGGCCCUGGGCUCGGCCGUCCCCGGCCCCCAGUCUCAGGCUGCGGGCUCGGCCGUCGCCGGCCCCUCAGUCUCCAUGCUCUCCGUCUCCGGCCCCCAGUCUCCGGCCCUGGGCUCGGCCGUCCCCGGCCCCCAGUCUCGGGCUGCGGGCUCGGCCGUCCCCGGCCCCCAGUCUCCGGCCAUGGGCUCGGACGUCGCCAGCCACCAGUUUCCGGAUCCCAGUCUCCGGCUCCGGUCUCCGGCCCCGGGCACGGCCGUCUCCGGCCCACAGUCCCCAGCCCACCGUUUCCGGCUCCGGACUCGGCCGUCGCCGGCCCCCAUUCUCCGGCCCCCAGUCUCCGGCCCCCAUUCUCUGGUCGCGAGCUCGGCCGUCUCCGGCCCCCAGUCUCCGGCCCCGGGCUCGGACGUCUCCGGCACCCAGUCUGUCGCCCCGCGCACGGCCAUCGCCGGCCCACACUCGGCCGUCUCCGGCCCCCAGUCUCUGGCCCCGGGCUCGGCCGUCUCCGGCUCCCAGUCUCCGGGCUCGGCCGUCUCCUGCCCCGGGCUCGGCCGUCGCCGGCCCACAGUAUACGGCGCCCAGUCUCCGGCUCUCAAUCUCGGCCGUCUCCGGCUCCCAGUCUCCGGGCUCGGCCGUCUCCGGCUCCCGGGCUCGGCCGUCUCCGGCUCCCAGUCUCCGGCCCCGGGCUCGGCCGUCUCCGGCUCCCAGUCUCCGGCCCCGGGCUCGGUCGUUUCCGGCCCCCCGUCUCCGCCCACCAGUCUCAGGGAUCGGCCGUCUCCGGCCCCCAGUCUCCUUCCCCGGGCUAGACCGUCGGCGGCCCACAGUCUCCGGCCCCUCAGUCUCCGGGCUCUCAAUCUCGUCCGUCUCCGUCCCGCAGUCUCCGGCCCCGGGCUCGGCCGUCUCCGUCCCGCAGUCUCCGGCCCCGGGCUCGGCCGUCUAUGGCCCCCAGUCUCCUGCCCCGGGCUCGGCCGUCGCCGGCCCACAGUGUCCUGCCCCCAGUCUCUGGGCCCGGCCGUCUCCGGCCCCCAUUCUCCGGCCCCUCAGUCUCCGGGCUCUCAAUCUCGUCCGUCUCCGUACCGCAGUCUCCGGCCCCGGGCUCGGCCGUCUCCGGCCCCCAGUCUCCGGCCCCCAGUUUCCGGGCCCGGCCGUCUCCGGCAGCGGGCUCGGCCGUCGCCGGCCACCAGUUCCCGGCUCCCAGGCUCCGCCCACCAGUCUCAGGGAUCGGUCGUCUCUGGCCCCAAGUCUCCUGCCCCGGGCGUGGCCGUCGCCGGCCCACAGUAUCUGGCCCCCAGUCUCCUGCCCCGGGCUCGACCGUCGCCGGCCCACAUCUCCGGCUCCCAGUGGCCAGCCCCGGGGGCGGUCGUUUCCGGCCCUCGGUCUCCUGCCCCGGGCUCGGCCGUCUCCGGCAGCGGGCUCGGCCGUCGCCGGCCACCAGUUUCCGGCUCCCAGUCUCCGGCCCCGGGCUCGGUCGUUUCCGGCCCCCAGUCUCCGCCCACCAGUCUCAGGGAUCGGUCGUCUCCGGCUCCCAGUCUGUCACCCCGCUCACGCCCGUCUCCGGCCCCNCCGUCUCCGGCCCCCAGUCUCCGGCUCCGGGCUCGGCCGUCGCCGGCCCACAGUAUACGGCCCACAGUCUCCGUCUCCGGGCUCGGCCGUCGCCGGCCCCCAUUCUCCGGCCCCGGGCUCGACCGUCUCCGGCCCCCAGUCUCCGGCCACGGGCUCGGACGUCUCCGGCCCCCAGUCUCCGGCUCCCGGCUCGGACGUCGCAGGCCUACAGUAUCCGGCUCCCAGUCGCCAGCCCCGGGCUCGGACGUCUCCGGUCCCCAGUCUCCGGGCUCGACCGCCUCCGGCCCCGAGUCUCCGGGAUCGGUCGUUUCCGGCCCCUCAGUCUCCGGGCUCUCAAUCUCGUCCGUCUCCGGCCCCCAGUCUCCGGCCCCGGGCUCGGUCGUCUCCGGCUCCAAGUCCGUCGCCGGCCACCAGUUUCCGGCCACGGGCUCGGCCGUCGCCGGCCCCGAGUCUCCGGUCACCAGUCUCCGGCAUCGGUCGUUUCCGGCCCCCAGCCUCCGGCCUGCCGUCUCCGGCUCCGGACUCGGCCGUCGCCGGCCCCCAGUCUCCGCCCCCGGGCGCGGCCGUCUCCGGCCCCCAGUCUCCGGCCACCAGUCUCCGGGCUCGGCCGUCGCCGGCCACCAGUUUUCGUACCCCAAUCUCCGGCCCCGGGCACGACCGUCUCCGGCCCCUCAUUGUCCGGCCCCGGGCUCGGCCGUCUCCGGCUCCCAGUCUCCGGCCCCGGCCUCGGUCGUUUCCGGCCCCCAGUCUCCGCCCACCAAUCUCAGGGAUCGAUCGUCUCCGGCUCACAGUCUGUCGCCCCGCGUACGGCCGUCUCCGGCCCCCAGUCUCCUUCCCUGGGCUCGGCCGUCUCUGGCCCCCAGUCUCCUUCCCCGGGCUCGGCCGUCGCCGGCCCACAGUCUUCGGCCCCGGGCUCGGCCGUCUCCGGCCCCCAGUCUCCGGCUCCGGGCUCGGCCGUCGCCGGCCCCCAUUCUCCGGCCCCCAGUCUCCGAGCCCGGCCGUCUCGGGCCACGGGCUCGGCCGUCGCCGGCCACCAGUUCCCGGCUCCCAGUCUCCGGCCCCGGGCUAAGUCGUUUCCGGCCCCCAGUCUACGGCCACGGUCUCGGCCGUCUCUGGCCCCCAGUCUCCUUCCCCGGACUCGUNUCUCCGGCCCCCAGUCUCCGGGCCCGGCCGUCUCCGGCAGCGGGCUCGGCCGUCGCCGGCCCACAGUCACCGGCCACGGGCUCGGCCGUCUCCGCCCCCCAGCCCACAGUCUCCGGCCCGGGCACGGCCGUCUCCGGCCCCCAGUCCCCAGCCCGCCGUUUCCGUCUUCGGACUCGGCCGUCUCCGGCCCCCAGUCUCCGGCCCCGGGCUCGGACGUCUUCGCCCCCCAGCCUCCGGCCCGCCGGCUCCGGCCCAGGGCUCGGCCGUCUCCGGCACCCAGUCUGUCGCCCCGCGCACGGCCAUCGCCGGCCCACAGUAUCUGGCUCCCAGUCUCCGGCCCCCAUUCUCCGGUCCCGAGCUCGGCCGUCUCCGGCCCCCAGUCUCCGGGCUCGGCCGUCUCUGGCCCCGGGCUCGGCCGUCUCUGGCCCCCAGUCUCCUGCCCCGGGCUCGGCCGUCGCCGGCCCACAGUAUCUGGCCCCCAGUCUCCGGCUCCGGACCCGGCCGUCUACGGCCCCCGGUCUCCGGCCUCGGGCUCGGCCGUCUCCGGCCCCCAUUCUCCGGCCCCUCAGUCUCCGGGCUCUCAAUCUCGUCCGUCUCAGUCCCGCAGUCUCCGGCCCCGGGCUCGGCCGUCUCCGGCCCCCAGUCUCCGGCCCCGGGCUCGGCCGUCUAUGGCCCCCAGUCUCCUGCCCCGGGCUCGGCCGUCUCUGGCCCACAGUAUCCGGCUCCCAGUCGCCAGCCCCGGGCUCGGCCGUCUCCGGCCGUGGGGGCGGUCGUUUCCGGCCCUCGGUCUACUGCCCCGGGCGCGGUCGUUUACGGCCCCCAGUCUCCGGCCCCGUGCUCGUCCGUAUCCGGCCCCUCAGUCUCGGCCGUCUCCGGCCCCCAGUCUCCGUCCCCUCAGUGUCCGGCUCCGGGCUCGGCCGUCGCCGGCCCACAGUAUACGGCCCCCAGUCUCCGGCUCCGGGCUCGGCCGUCUCCGGCCCCUCAGUCUCCAGGCUCUCAAUCUCGUCCGUCUCCGGUCCCCAUUCUCCGGCCCCCAGUCUCCGGGCCCGGCCGUCUCCGGCAGCGGGCUCGACCGUCUCCGGCCCCCAGUCUCCGGCCCCGGGCUCGGUCGUUUCCGGCCCCCAGUCUCCGCCCACCAGUCUCAGGGAUCGGCCGUCUCCGGCCCCCAGUCUCCUGCCCCGGGCUCGGCCGUCGCCGGCCCACAGUAUCCGGCCCUCAGCCCCCAGCCCGCCGUUUCCGGCUCCGGACUCGGCCGUCGCCGGCCCCCAGUCUCCGGCCCCGGGCUCGGCCGUCUCCGGCCCCGGGCUCGGACGUCUCCGGCCCACAGUAUCCGACUCCCAGUCGCCAGCCCCGNAGCCACAAAGAGAUGAAAAGUGA
Messenger RNA from Stegastes partitus (bicolor damselfish), 5361 nucleotides. NCBI's taxonomy places the organism in Eukaryota, Metazoa, Chordata, Actinopteri, Pomacentridae. The record is from RefSeq and is a predicted model, not a curated record.